AUGGCAAGUGGACCGGCGGAUAACAGCAAUCUCUCGCAGAUCUCUAUCGAUCCAACGGAGCUUAUGAUUCGGAUUCCGGUCAUGGGUGUGUUGGGCAUUCUCGCAAUCGUGUUCGCGGUCACCGGAAUGAUCGUCGUAAAGAAGAACCCGUUUCUCGCAGAUGGUGAUCAACUCGGCGAAUGUGGUCGUGAAUGCCUCGCUGGCUUUGGCUGGCGGUUUCGGGUUUCGAUUCGCGACGCCUCUCUCCUCAUGGAUCGCGUCAGUGGCCCGGUGGCAAGCUGUUUGCAUCGUAGCCGGGUUCUCGAGUUCUCGGUGAUUGGACACAUGCAGACAUGCACGAUGAUGCUAUUCUUUCUUCGACUUCAAUUCAUCGCACCCGACGGUCACCCGCUGAAGAUUGGGAAAGGG
Molecule: messenger RNA, 408 nt
Organism: Mesorhabditis belari
Lineage: Eukaryota; Metazoa; Nematoda; Chromadorea; Rhabditida; Rhabditidae
Source: the annotation of a GenBank genome assembly